AGAUUUGGAGGACGACAUCAUUUCAUUGACCUGAACACACAAGUGUCUGAGCUGAUGGAGAAACUGGAGCAGAUGGUUGAGGAAAAUAGUGGUGUUUGUUUCUCCACAGAGACACUGAUGGAGGCACAGAUGGAGAAACUGCAGAAAUUUGAAGAAAUGAAGAGGAGAAUUCAAUCAUUAGAGACGUGGUUUCAGUCACAAGAUUCAAGAGUAAGAGAAGAUGAUCUGAGGAUUGUGCUGCUGGGAAAAACUGGAGCUGGGAAGAGUUCAACUGGAAACACCAUCUUAGGAAGAAACACAUUUAUUUCAGACAUUUCUCAAACAUCUGUUACUAAAGAGUGUCGUAGAGAGAAAGCUGAAAUCAGCAGCAGACACAUUACUGUGAUCGACACUCCAGGACUGUUUGAUACUGAACUCCGUAAUGAACAGAUCCAGAGAGAAAUGAGUAACUGCAUCUCUAUGAUCCUGCCUGGACCACAUGUGUUUCUCUUACUGAUUCCACUGGGACGAUUCACUCAAGAAGAACAAACAGCAGUGAAAAUCAUCCAAGAGACGUUUGGUGAAAACUCAUUAAUGUUCACUAUUGUGCUCUUCACCAGAGGAGACUUUCUGCAGAACAAAACCAUUGAACAGUAUCUGGGAAAACCUGGUUCACCUUUGAUAAACUUGAUGGAAACGUGUGGAAACAGAUUCCAUGUGUUCAAUAAUAAAGAGACUGGAGACCGAACACAGGUGACUGAUCUACUGGAGAAGAUAGACAACAUGGUGAAAGCAAACGGAGGGAGCUACUACUCAUGUAAGAUGUUCAGAGAGAUGGAAAGAGAAAUACAAGAACAACAGAUGAAGAUACUGAUGGAGAGAGUGGAGCAAGUGAACAGAGAAAAAGAAGAACUGGUGAACAAACAUGAAGAAGAGAAAAAGAGGAUGAAGAUGAAGAUGGAGGAAGAACGACAGAAUCAUGAGAUAGAGAGAAAGAGAAGAGAAGAAGAAUUUAGAGAGAGAGAAGAACGAAAUAAAAGAGACAUUAAAGACAUAGAGGAACAAGCGAGAAAGAUACGAGAGGAGCUGAAGAGAAAACGAGAGGAAUGGGAGAAACAGACACAAGAAGCAAGACAAAGAGAAGAAGAGGAGGAGAAAUGGAGAAAGAGAGAACAGGCAAUGUGGGAUGAAUAUAAUCAGAAUCUUAAACAAGAGAUAGAGAAAAUGAACAUGAAGAUGGAGGAAGAAAGAGAGAAUCAUGAUAAAGAGAGAAAAAGAAGAGGAAUUUAAGAGGAGAACAAUAUAAAAUAGACAUUAAAGAAUGAAGAAGAGAGAGAGCCCAGAUUUUAUAUGAAUUUUUAAAUUGUACUAAAAAAGAAUGGUUCCAAAAUAAAUGUCUUAUUUUGGAACAACUUUAAGCAUGUGAAGUGUUAUUUAAGAUAUGUUUAAAGCUAACUUCCAUAUAUUUUAAUAUACUGUGUUAUAGAUGCACUAUAUAAGAACAGCCAAAACAAUGU
Messenger RNA from Sinocyclocheilus rhinocerous, 1496 nucleotides. RefSeq names its product GTPase IMAP family member 4-like. Gene Ontology annotation, molecular function: GTP binding. The transcript is spliced from 2 exons. Bases 55 to 1269 code for a protein of 404 amino acids. NCBI's taxonomy places the organism in Eukaryota, Metazoa, Chordata, Actinopteri, Cypriniformes, Cyprinidae. The record is from RefSeq and is a predicted model, not a curated record.